AUGUCAGGUCAGGAGAAGGAGGACAAGGAGACCUCCAAAAAAGGUAAAUCAAGAUCCAACAGGACUGGAUUGAACUUUCCGGUUUGUCGUAUUCAUCGUUUGCUUCGUAAAGGGAACUACGCUGAUCGGAUUGGUGCUGGUGCUCCGGUGUAUCUUGCAGCAGUGCUUGAAUACUUAGUUGCUGAAGUUUUGCAACUGGCUGGAAACACGGCACAUGACAACAAGAAGAGGCAGAUCAAUCCCCGACACUUGCAAUUAGCCAUACAGAAUGACGAUGGAUUGAGUAUGCUUCUUUCCGAUGUCACUAUCUCUCAAGCUGGU
Messenger RNA from Loa loa (African eye worm), 321 nucleotides. RefSeq names its product histone 2A. The record is from RefSeq and is a predicted model, not a curated record. Gene Ontology annotation, molecular function: structural constituent of chromatin; DNA binding; protein heterodimerization activity. The transcript has a single exon. NCBI's taxonomy places the organism in Eukaryota, Metazoa, Nematoda, Chromadorea, Rhabditida, Onchocercidae. The annotation marks the transcript as partial. Gene Ontology annotation, cellular component: nucleosome.